AUGAAGUCGACACUAACGAUGAAGUUAGCUACUGCAACAACAGCGACAAAAAAUAUGACAAAAUCGGCAACAAAGACGUCGGCAACAACAAUGACGUCGACAACAACAACGACGUCGACAACAAAAACACCAAAUAAAUGUUAUUUAUACAGUUACUCUAUAUUUAAAUGUUGUAAUUGUUUCUUAAAUAAUAAAAAUUUUCUUCCCCGAGUUGUAAAAUAUACUAGUCUAAAAUCUAAUAACGCCUGGGUUAGCAAUCAAAUUAAAUCAAGUACACGAAGAAUGAUACAAUUAUGUACACUUUUUAGUGUGAAUGACAAGUUGGUAUCAUUCUCAACAGCAUACUAA
Molecule: messenger RNA, 348 nt
Organism: Hydractinia symbiolongicarpus
Lineage: Eukaryota; Metazoa; Cnidaria; Hydrozoa; Anthoathecata; Hydractiniidae
Exons: 3
Coding region: 1-348 (115 amino acids)
Source: RefSeq, a predicted model, not a curated record